Molecule: messenger RNA, 2192 nt
Organism: Cydia pomonella (codling moth)
Lineage: Eukaryota; Metazoa; Arthropoda; Insecta; Lepidoptera; Tortricidae
Gene: Vps60
Product: charged multivesicular body protein 5
Exons: 5
Coding region: 131-811 (226 amino acids)
Biological process (GO): vesicle budding from membrane; late endosome to vacuole transport via multivesicular body sorting pathway
Cellular component (GO): multivesicular body
Source: RefSeq, a predicted model, not a curated record
UUGGAUUUUGUUGUUCAUUGUUGGUCGAUUGUGAUUGUUGGUUGAGUGAGAUCAGGGAAAUUUUUGUACUAUAAGUUACUUUGUGAACAAGAAUUUAUAUUAAGGAAAGAGUUCUUAUAAACUAAUCAAAAUGAACAGAAUAUUCGGCAGAGGAAAACAAAAGACUCCGGGUCCAAGCAUAACGGACUGCAUUAGCACUGUGGAUGGUCGAGCAGAUAAUAUAGAGCAGAAGGUCAACAAGUUAGAGACAGAACUAAGGAAAUAUAAAGACCAAAUGGCUAAAAUGAGAGAAGGACCAGCGAAAAACUCUGUUAAACAAAAAGCUAUGCGGGUUCUAAAGCAGAAGAAAAUGUAUGAACAACAGCUGGAAAGUCUCCGAGCUCAAUCUUUCAACAUGGAGCAAGCCAACUAUGCCACACAAACAUUAAAAGACACGCACGCCACAGUCCAGGCCAUGAAAGAUGGUGUCACUCAGAUGAAGAAGGAGUUUAAGAAGAUCAAUAUAGAUAACAUUGAGGAUGUGAACGACGAAUUAGCAGACAUGUUGGAGCAAGCUGACGAGGUGCAGGAAGCCCUGGGCCGCCAGUACGGCAUGCCGGAGAUCGAUGAUGACGAAUUAGCUGCCGAACUUGACGCCCUAGGCGACGAGAUAGCCCUGGACGACGACACGUCGUACCUGGACGACGUGGUGAAGGCGCCGGCCGCGCCCGACCGGGAGCCGGGCGCCGACAGCGCGCGCGGCAGGGACGGCGUGCCGGUCGACGAGUUCGGCCUCCCGCAGGUGCCCAGCGCCGCGCAGACGUCGCGCUAGGCUUCGAGCGAGCUGCCCUUGUUGCCGACGUAUUUCAGAUAAAGGUGCGUACAGAUCUGGCGAAUGCGACGCGCACUAUUUGCGAACCGCUCGCACUGUACGAAGCACAAGUACAGAUCACAGACCACCUCAUCCACAAGACGGAGCACGUAAGCGCUUCCUUAUCAAUUUAUUAUUUACGCCAUUUACGACCUCGUGUAAAUUAAAAACAAUUACAAAAAUUUAGCUUUAGGGGUGUACCUGAGUUGUUAUAGUAAAAAAAGUGUAGAAUACGACUCAGUUGUGCUGCUUGAAUCGAACCAUGUUACAAGUAAAAUUGCACCUAUGUGUGGUAACCUCGAGCUCUUUGUAAACGCUUCGAUCGGCGGUCGGUGUUAGUUAUCUUUUCGCAAAAAGCCGCGCGAGGGGUGCAUUCGUCAGAUCUGGACGGACCAAAAUAGCCUUUAAUAUGAUAAUAAUAAGAGUUGAAGUCAACAACACCUCUUCGAAAUGCAGGAACUACCUGUUACACUCGCAUUAGAUGCGUCUUCACUGAUUAUUGUUUUCGCUGUCAUUCUCUUUAAUAAUGUGCGCUUUUCUAUCUAUAAACAUGACUUAUUUGUGUUAUUUUUGCUACUAGGACACAACUUAUUAUUUCAGUAAAACCUAUAAGUUUGUAUACUUCGUCCAUAUAAAUUAAAACAAUAUAUUAUAAUUUUUGUCUAUGUCUGCGUCUAAUAACAAUUAUUCUAAGUAACUUUUAUAAAACAGGGAAUAGCUAUUUUAUAGCAAUCUUGAGACCUUUCUCUAUUAACUUUAUCGAUUCGAUAAAAGGGGCGAGCGGCAAAACGAAGAAAGGUCUAAAACGCACCAUUAAAAUUUUGUAACUUUGUAUGCAUAAAAGCCAUUAACAUGAAAAUUGCUUCUGAAAAUGCGUUGUUAUUUUUUAUCAAACCAAUCGAUUACUUUUGUUAAAAAUAAUAAUUAAAAAACAAUGAACUCCGCGAUGCCGGUCACGCAUAGCCGUCCACUCAGUGCUCAGCGAGCUGCUUUCGGAGAAGGACUUGAACUCACUGUACCUUAAGGUCCACAGAUGGUGAGUUAAGCAUGUUGCUCUUAGUACUUUUCUGCAUUGGUAAUAAAGUGCUAAGUAGUAUUCUACUAGUUGUCGCCAAACAUGUUGCGAUCUUGCGCUAAAAAUAUUGCACUUAAUUAACAAGUAAUAUUAUGUUGAAAUAAGAGAUGUUAAAUUUUGUUGCUGUAUGUCUGAUUUUUAUAAAAUAUUGUAUAAUCUAAUGUACUUUUAAUAAAUGUAAGUUGUUUAAUAUAGGAAAUACUUAUUAUUGGAAAUAUAAAACCCUAUUCCUUCAAAAUGCAAAAUAAACUGGGGAUCUAGUUGGAA